AUGGCCCCCGUCGCCGACGCCCCGCUAGCCAACAUGACGGCGCUCAAGGAGAACCUCGCCCUGCUGGCCACGUCGAAAAAGGAGCUCGAGCUCGUCCGCUCCCAGGCAGAGAAGCCCGGACCGGGCCAGGCCCUGGUCCACGUCCGCGCCACGGGCAUCUGCGGCUCCGACGUCCACUUCUGGAAGCACGCCGGCCUGGGUCCCUGGAAGAUUGACAGCUGCGUCGGCCUCGGCCACGAGUCCGGCGGCGUCGUCAUCGCCGUCGGCGAGGGCGUCGACAACGUCAAGGUCGGUGACAAGGUCGCCAUCGAACCCGGCGUCCCCUGCUUCAAGCCCACCUGCAAUUUCUGCCUCAAGGGCAAGUACAACCUCUGCCCCACCGUCGACUUUUACUCGGUCCCGCCCCGCGACGGCACCCUCAGGAGGUACCACGUUCACCCUGCCGGCUGGCUCCACAAGGUGCCCGAAUCGAUGUCGUUCGAGGAGAUCGCGCUCCUCGAGCCCCUCUCGGUCACGCUCCAGGCCACGCUCCAGGCCGAGAUCAAGCUGGGCCAGCCCGUCCUCAUCACCGGCGCCGGUCCCAUUGGCGUCGUCCAGCUCCUCUGCGCAAAGGCGGCGGGCGCCACCCCGAUCGUCAUCACCGACGUCGUGGCCGACCGGUUGGCCUUUGCCAAGAAGCUCGUGCCCGAGGUGCACACCUACCAGAUCGACACGGCCAAGACGCCGCUCGAGUGCGCCCAGGAGAUCAUUGCCCUCUUCACCACCGCCUGCGGCUUCGCACCGGGGACGGGCAGCGACGUCAUGCCCGCCGUCACCAUGGAGUGCACGGGCGUCCAGUCGUCGGUCCACACGGCCGCCUUUGCCACUGAACCCACCGGCCUCGUCUUUGUCAUUGGCGUCGGCGCAAACUACCAGGAGAUUCCCUUUAUGCACCUCUCGACCAACGAAAUCACCCUCAAGUUCCUCUUCCGCUACCGCGACACCUGGCCCCGCGCCAUCCGCCUCGUCGCCGGCGGCAUGAUUGACGUCAAGCAGCUCGUCACCCACCGCUUCCCCCUCGAAAAGGCCAGGGACGCCAUGUUCCACGCCGCCGACCGCAGCGUGCCGUCGUGCAAGACCAUCAUCUUCGAUGACGCCUAA
Molecule: messenger RNA, 1140 nt
Organism: Pseudozyma flocculosa PF-1
Lineage: Eukaryota; Fungi; Basidiomycota; Ustilaginomycetes; Ustilaginales; Ustilaginaceae
Exons: 2
Coding region: 1-1140 (379 amino acids)
Biological process (GO): D-sorbitol catabolic process
Molecular function (GO): L-iditol 2-dehydrogenase (NAD+) activity; zinc ion binding
Source: RefSeq, a predicted model, not a curated record